This is a messenger RNA of Daphnia carinata, 1989 nucleotides long. Its product is annotated as zinc finger protein ZFP2-like. The record is from RefSeq and is a predicted model, not a curated record. Bases 82 to 1884 code for a protein of 600 amino acids. The transcript is spliced from 8 exons. Lineage: Eukaryota; Metazoa; Arthropoda; Branchiopoda; Diplostraca; Daphniidae. Gene Ontology annotation, molecular function: protein binding.
UAGCCGUAACGUAGUUAUUGUUUGGAAAAUUAUCGUUGCUUUUUUGUUUGUUUUUUUUUUCCUCAAAAUUUUCUCCCGUUUAUGAUGUGCACCUCAGCUUCAUCAAACCUACGAGAUUUUGAAAAUUCAGAGGGUGAACUCUACCUGAAGAUAUGCAAAACAUUUCAAGACGACGCCAUCGAUUUUCUUAAAGAAGCGAGAAAAAAUGCAAUCAAAACAGACGUGUUCUUUCUGGCAAAUGAUGACACUCAAGAUUCUUUAACUGCAUCUCUUUCGGCUCAUAAAGAAGUAUUAGCAGCUGCUAGUCCAUAUUUAGCAGAAAUCCUCGAAACCUCCUAUGACAGUGAUGUUUACAUAUCAUUCUCUGGAUUCAAGAAGAACCAUUUAAAGCUCUUGUUAGACUACAUUUAUUCAGGUGAAAUUUGUGCAUCACAUGCUUUAAUGGAAGAAUUCGAAUUCUGCCUUAAAGAGUUGGGCAUUUUAGGCACACACUCAUUGGUGUGUUCAGAUGAAAUUAUUACAACUAAACCAGCUGAAGCAAUACUAUUCAAAAACUCAGUUCAACAACCUUUUGAUCUUCAAAAUUCUCCAAUACAAACAAACCUGACAAGUAAAGACAUAGCUAGUGAAAACACCAUGGUGCUGGAAAGCAGGAAAAAGAAAACUCCUUCAAACCAAUCAGAUUCAGAAAAUGACAUUUCUGAAGAACAAGUUGAAUCUUGUGCAAAUAAAACCAUCAGUGGUGAUCGUCCGUACGUUUGCCCUGUCUGUCAAAAAUCGUUUCGUCACCUGAACGUUCUCAGAACCCAUUCCCGCGUACAUACAGGUGAGAAACCCUUCAGCUGUAGCACGUGCAAUCGUGCCUUUUCUCAUAAAUCUACAUUGAAUGAGCACAUGAAUCUUCACUCUGACGAUCGUCCAUACGCAUGCGACAAAUGUCAGCGUCGUUUUAAACAAAGAAAGAGUUUACGUGCACAUCGUUGCGAAAUUCUCGAAGAAGAAAUAUUUCACUGCGAGGUGUGCAAGCGGAAUUUUGUGAAUCGUAAGGCGCUAGCCCUUCAUCGUAUCCACCACGAUAACGGAAGUAAAAAGAAAUUAUCGCAAGAAAAACCGUUUUUGUGUGAUAUUUGCGCUAGAGGCUUUAGCAAUAAAUAUUUAUUGAAAGCUCACCAGAUGACGCACGUUGAAGAAAAGAGUUUUGAGUGUAACAUUUGCCACAAGAAAUUUUCUCUGAAAAAAACACUGCAAGUUCACGAGGCAUCUCAUAAAAGAGAAAAUAAGAUUCCAUAUCAAUGUUCUUUUUGCACGAAAAGCUUUCGUUACCUUGCAAACUUAAAUGCACACGAGUUGAUACAUACAGGGCAAAAGCCGUUUGACUGUAACAAAUGUGGUGUAGCAUUUAGACAGAAGUGGUCACUCAAAGAACACAUGCUUGUUCACGAUAAACCAGACGGAGACAGGCCCUUUACAUGUGACAUAUGUAACAAAUCAUUCCAGGCGCGGAGAAAAUUUGUUGCCCACCGUUAUUCACACAGCAAGCAAACAAAACGCUGUCCUGUCUGCAAGAAACGGUUCUAUAAUGCUGAACGACUGGCCACGCACAUCAUGGAACAUGAAAACGUUGAUGAUCUACCCGUAUCGGAUGCAAUAGGAAACACGGUUACAGCACACAUGAAUGACGAUGGAGAAUUGAUCAUCACGCAGGAUGUUGACGAAAUUGGUGAAGGAACGCUCAUUUUUACACCUUCACUUUUGCACGUCAUUAAGUCAACCGAUGAAAACUGUGAUGGGAUGGAGAGUACUGAGGGACAAGACGAAGCAAAUCGAUGGUCGCUAGAGGUUGUCAUUGAACCGGAUUUGAACAAUCAUCAUCAAACAUGCUAAUCUAUUCAGUGGAACAUCUAAACCAUCAUCUACCAUAUGCUUCUUUUUUGUCAGAUACAUCGCGAUAUGUAGCCAUGGAUAAAAUCAAUGUACACGAUGUAAAAA